AAUAUACAGGGUGUUUGAAGAAAAUCUAAAUUUUGAGUCUUGGUAACGUCGUUUAAAGAAGUCUUAAAUGUGUUUGUAACCAGCGUAUUUAACGCUUUUUACUUUUAAAGGUUUUCUAUCUGAAAACUUGGUACAGUAUGUUUAGAAACACUUUGAAAUUUUAGCGAAUAAUAUUGCGGCAAAAAAUUCUUAUGAACCAUUGUUUCUAAGUGUGUUUUCUUUUGGCAGUUAUUUAUUUUUUAAAUGUUUCUUCGUUUCUGAAUUAAAAAUAGAAACAACUGUUAAACUUAAAAAAAUCACAAAUUGCCUCCCUAAAAUUUGUUGUUUUUUUUAGUGUUCCUUUCAUUGUUAGUGAAAAUUAAAUACAAACAAUGCAGUUAACAUUUCUUUUUAGUAUUUUACCAUAUUUAAGAGUAACACAGUGCCUAUUCGAAACAAUACAAAUUCUGCAGCUCAUUUUACUCAUUGAGGCAGCAUGUGUCCUUAGCUUUUUUUUUCAGUAAUUCACUCAAACGGACCAACGCUUUGUUAACUAGGAUUAUAUUUUUCACAAUGCAAUUUCUAGCCGCAAUGAAAAACAAUUGCAUCACUUUGAGCCGUUAAUAGGUAGACUUGAAGUUAGGUUGUUUCGGUUAGUGAUAUUUCGUAACUUUAUUUUUUAGAAGUUGGUCACAACUUUGUUGUUGAGAACAUGUAGAGAAUACAGAGUUAUAGAAGCCCUGUUUAUGCUGAUAAUAAUUGAAGUACGAAAUAAUUUGAUCCAUCCAACAUGCGCGAGAUUUAAAUUCUCGUUUUUAAUCAAUGACCUUGCAUUCGACAACCUACAUGGCCGCUGACAGAUCGUCAAUAAGUUAAGUUUGGAUGUAUUUUCUGAAGUUUUGCCUAGAUUUCGUUAAAUGUUCUGGGUAAAAAUGGAGCAUUUUUACGGCAGUAUUUUGUCAAAGUAUGUCCAGGUCCCGUGAAAUCUUCAGGAAAAAAGAAGUUAAGUGUGUGGAUAUUGCUGGUUAGUGGGCAAAAUGAAGAGGCAUACGCAGAAGCGAGUCCAGGGGAAGUAACGCAAGCAGUUAUCGACGCUAUUCAAUCAGGCUACCGGCACAUCGACUGUGCUAUGUUUUACGAAAACGAAGCGGAAGUUGGGAAAGGCAUUCAAGCUGCUGUACAUCAAAAGAUAGUAAAAAGGCAAGAUCUAUUCAUCACUAGCAAACUUUGGUGCAAUUUUAUGAGGCCUCAUCUGGUUGAAUCUACUAUAAAACAAAGCUUACAGAAACUAGGACUUGAUUAUCUGGAUUUGUAUUUAAUACAUUGGCCAACAGCGCUGAAGGAAGGUGGCGACUAUUACCCGAAAGACAAAAAUGGAAAAAUAUUAUCUAGCGACGUGGAUUAUAUUAACACUUGGAAAGCCAUGGAGGAAGUUUACAAAAAUGGACUCGCCAAAUCGAUAGGCGUAUCUAACUUUAAUAAAAGGCAGUUGGAACGUCUUUUAAAAUCUGCAAUAAUUAAGCCGGUCACCAAUCAGGUCGAAUGCCAUCCAUAUUUAAACCAGGCCAAGCUGAUAAAGUUAUGCAAGUCCCUGGACAUUGUCGUUACAGCGUACAGUCCAUUGGGAUCACCAGGUCGGCCUUGGGCGAAACCAGGGGAUCUUUCCCUAACUGAAGAUCCAAGAAUCAAAGGAAUCGCAUCGAAUUACAAAAAAACACCGGCGCAGAUAGUACUUAGGUAUUUGAUACAGAAAGGGGUAUUGCCCAUUCCAAAAUCUUCAAACAAAAGUCGAAUUCAGGAGAAUAUCAAUGUGUUCGAUUUCGAAUUGAGCAAAAGUGACGUGAAAUUGCUGGAUACACUAGAUUGCAACGAACGAUUUCAUCGGCAUUUGGAAAUUAUUGAACACAGGGAGUAUCCCUUUAACGACGAAUACUAAUCCGAAGCAAUUUAAAUAUAAAUAAAAAAAUUUUCAUAGCGCUUGCAAAAAAAUCUUUUAGCAAUUAGCAAUUUUCAAAAAUUGUUUACAAUCAAUCAAAGAAUAAAUUGUGAAACGGUAUAUAAAAAAAUAAUAAGGUAAGUAAAUGGCUAUGAAAUACAUUAUUAACAACAACAGAUUAAGUGAUCAAUAAUAGCAACUGUUCGGUACCGGAUAAUUAACGUUUGGUAAUUUUAAUAAAUACAUUUUAUAUAAAAAAAAUAUUUUACUUUAUUUAUUGUAUUUGUCCAACUAGUUUGCUAGAGCGACGAUAGAUUUGGAUACCCUUCUUUCAUUAUAUCAGCUUUGUAUUUUUUGAUAGUUUCAUUUAACCAAAACUGUACAGAGACUUUGUUAUAUCAACAUUGCUCCGAUUCUGCUUCGGUUGGUAGCUACAGCUACUAUAUUUAGUCAAAACGAAUGUAGCAAAAGGGCUUUGGACAACUUGAACACUAACCAACCAACUAACCAAAACUUAGGUUUGAAUUAAUAGAGAUAAAUAAAAGUCCAUUUAUCUCAUUAAAGAGUUCGAAAUCGAUCAGGAAAACGAUCAGAAGGUAGCUUUUAUCUGGCACUAAACAGCAUUCUUAAUUUUGCAAAAUAUUGGAGUGAUGGCCUACAAUACCCGCGACAGUGGUCAAGUUGUCCAAACUUCUUUUGUAGUAAAAUAUGUAUAACU
Cylas formicarius (sweet potato weevil) is the source of this 2633-nucleotide messenger RNA. RefSeq names its product aldo-keto reductase family 1 member B1-like. Gene Ontology annotation, molecular function: aldose reductase (NADPH) activity. Gene Ontology annotation, cellular component: cytosol. The transcript has 5 exons. The coding region runs from base 1109 to 1915 and encodes 268 amino acids. The record is from RefSeq and is a predicted model, not a curated record. Lineage: Eukaryota; Metazoa; Arthropoda; Insecta; Coleoptera; Brentidae.